AUGAGCGAGAGCGAGGGCGCCGAACCGACCCGCCGCCGCCGCCGUGGCAGUUCGCCGGCGGCGCAGGCCUCCCUGCCGGACGACGACGACAUGCUCCGGGAGAUCCUCCUCCGCCUCCCGCCACAGCCAUCUUCCCUCCCGCGCGCAUCCGCGGUCUGCAAGCGCUGGCGAGGCCUCGUCACCGACCCCAGAUUCCACCGCCAGUUCUAUGCACACCACGGGAAGCCGCCGCUUCUCGGCGUCUUCAAGCAGCACCUGGGCGACGACAACCCGUUCAGACCCAUGUUAGACCCUCCAGACCGCAUUCCUGAGCGCUUCGGCCUGCGACGUCAAAUCGGCACGAGGGCACAUCUGCUCGGGUGCCGCCACGGCCGCGUCCUCCUCAUGGACUUCCCACGGCAUAAGAUUAUUGUGUGCGACCCCAUCACCCGCAAGCACAACCACAUUGACCUUCCACUACUGUUCAGAGGCUCAUACAUGAUAAUCUAUGGGGAUGUGCUCUGCGCCGCCGUCAACCAGGGCCAUGUGCACGGCAGCUGCCAUUCGAGCCCCUUCAAGGUGGUCCUGAUGUUCCUCUCCAGAGGCCAAGACGAUACUACAGCCACCGCUUGUGUAUACUCCUCGGAGACUGGCGCAUGGGGGGACAUCAUCUCAACAACGGAUCCAUGUGAACUUUUCAAAACUAAUCCUGGGAUCCUUGUUGGUAAUGUCCUAUACUGGUCAUCCAAAUCCGUGAAUGUCUUCGAAAUUUAUUUAGGUUUGGAUCACUUCACAGACGACAUAAUUGAGUUCGAUUUGGAUAGGCAGAGCCUAGCUGUGAUCAAGGGGCCUCCGUGUCUUAAUGCCUCCCUCAGACAUCAGAUAAUCCAGGCAGAUAAUGGUUCUCUUGGUCUCGCUAUGUUCUCUCAUGGUAGAUUAGAAAUGUGGCACAGGGAGGUCAAUUGUCAUGGUGGUGUCGCAUGGUUGCUGCAUAAAACCGUUGAAAUGCAUACUGUGCUUCGGCUCCCUCCUCAGGUUGAGGGAUGGAUGAGAAACAUGGUAAUACUGGGGUAUGAUGAGGGAAACGUUGCUGUUUUUGUACAUUUGGACACCAGCGUCUACAUGGUUCAACUUAUCUCAAUGCAGUCCAGGAAACUGCAUGAAUGCAUGGACAUUGCUGGUUCACGACACACAGGUCGUGUGGAUUGA
This is a messenger RNA of Lolium perenne, 1188 nucleotides long. RefSeq lists its product as uncharacterized. Gene Ontology annotation, molecular function: protein binding. Lineage: Eukaryota; Viridiplantae; Streptophyta; Magnoliopsida; Poales; Poaceae. The record is from RefSeq and is a predicted model, not a curated record.